UCAGCUGUGACAGACAUCCAAUAGGAGGCCGUGUAAGUUGGCGAUUUAAAGACAGACACAGUGAGACCAGAGAAAAAGGCGCAGCUCCAGCAGCAGACCACGACUAUCAGUCACUCACUCACUCCAAGGCUCCCGUGUCAAAGCAGCUGCCGCCGGGCGAGACACAGCGAAAGUGAGGUGGACGCUCCACAUCUGUGCCAGAGACUCUCAUCUGCCAUUUACACCAGAUUUGUCUUCAAGUAAUUGAUAAUAAGAAUGGAAGAACUGCAGGAUGUCCAGCUGACGGAGAUCAAACCUCUCCUCAACGACAAGACUACUGGCCGUAGCUUUGAAGACUUUGAUGGGCAGGAACAUGAUAUUGAAACGGCUCAUGGUGUGUUACAUGUCACAAUGCGGGGCAAUCCAAAAGGCAAUAGACCAGUGAUCCUCACGUACCAUGACAUUGGCUUGAACCAUAAGUCCUGCUACAGCACCUUUUUCAACUAUGAAGACAUGCAUGAAAUCACCCAGCAUUUUACAGUUUGCCAUGUGGAUGCCCCUGGUCAGCAGAUGGGAGCACCAUCGUUCCCAGCUGGAUACCAGUACCCAACCAUGGAGGAGCUGGCUGAUAUGUUAUUGGCUGUCUUAACACAUCUCAGCCUAAAAACCAUUAUAGGAAUUGGUGUUGGAGCUGGCGCCUAUGUAUUGUCAAAAUUUGCCCUUGAUCACCCAGAACUGGUGGAAGGUCUUGUGCUAAUAAAUAUUGACCCCUGUGCAAAGGGAUGGAUUGAUUGGGCGGCUUCCAAAGUCUCUGGAUGGACGACAAACAUUGUGGAUACUGUGUUGGCUCACCUGUUUGGUUAUGAUGAACUCCAGUCAAAUGUGGAUUUAAUUCAAACCUACAGACUGCAUAUUGCACAAGAUAUUAAUCAAGAAAACCUGCACCUUUUUGUAAAUUCUUACAACAGCCGCAAAGAUCUUGAUAUUGAGAGACCUCUUAUCGCAUCCAAUAAUUCAGUCGGCACACUCAGGUGCCCUGCUUUGCUAGUGGUCGGUGAUAACUCUCCUGCUGUUGAAGUUGUAGUGGAAUGUAACUCCAGACUAGACCCAACCAGGACAACCCUACUCAAGAUGGCUGAUUGCGGGGGAUUACCACAAGCUGUCCAGCCUGGAAAGCUGGCAGAGGCCCUGAAAUAUUUUGUGCAAGGAAUGGGAUACAUUCCAUAUGUUCAGCUCAGUCAUUUGAGCACUGAAUCAGUGCCAACAGCAAGUAUGACGAGACUUGUACGUUCACGCACGCACUCCGCCUCGAGCAGUGGCUCAUCAGAAGUUUCUCGCAGCCGUUCCCAAACCAGCAAUGCCCAGCUAGAGACCACCCCUGGCACUGCAAUGACAAAUGAGCUCCACGAAUCUCCUCAAACAAUGGAAUUGUCUUGCUAAAUCUCUAUUCAUUUAUCAUCUAAACAAUGGACCCAGUAUACCUGCAACAGGAGCAGCUCCGGAAAUAACCUUUCCAUUCCUUCACAUGAAUUGGUCAAGAUGUAACACUUGCAUGAACAUUCUGUAUACUUAUCUGAUUAGUCUUUGAUACUUAAUUUUCUGUAACAUGAAAAAUCCUAUCCUUUUUGUAUCAUUCCUUGUCUUUAACAGUCAGUUUGAUUAGUCUAUUCUGUGCGAUGCAAACUAAAAUUUAACAUGUUUCUUUAGGUGUUUUAUAUGUAAAUAUGUUUUCACUGUUAAUCUUGACUUUUGAUAUGCUUUAGAAAAUUCAUACUUUUUUUUUGUGUUUUUUUGUUUGUGUUUUUUCUUGAGGGAAAAUGACUGCUGUGUAUUACUUACUGAUUAGUAUAUGCCCAUAUAUCCUAUGUUGGUGUAAUGGUAGUUAAUGCACUAAAUAUAUCACCUUAUCCACAUCUGUACUGUAAUUGGAAUAAAUAAGACACUGCCAAUACCCAAAAAUAGUCUUCUCUUCGUCCUUAAAAAUAGCAAAUGUAAUUGUAAAAUCUCUUGAUACAUUGUCCAACCCGUUAAGGUUCUCUUAGUUGCUGUAUUCUACAUUUGCCUUCUCUAGAAUUUAAAACCCAGUAUUUAUGCUGAUUUUAGUUUAAAGAAUUUUGACCUUCAAACACUGAGCAAACAAUUUAUCACUAGGACAGUAACAAGUGACCAGUCAGACAUAUUUUUACUUUCAUUAACUGUAAUAGUAUAUAUACGCUAUAAUGUUGUACAACUGUAUAACUUUAUGAUGGUAAUAUGGUUAUAGAUGGGCCUUAACUACAAAGUGGGGAAAAUUGUAAAGUAGAACAGCGUGUAAGUGCUGUUUUUAGGUUUAUGGGUCAAAGUGAUAUGUUAUCAUUACUAUUAUAGAAAAUGUUCUAAUAGAAAAUAAAUAGUUCCAUUUGAUGUACUAACGAAGGUUGUUUUUCUAAUGCCAAGAUGCUGCCAGUACUGUUAAUAAAACUACAUAUAGUGAUUUGUAAUAUAUUAGGUUAGCUUAAAAACAGUGCUCGUUUUGUCACCUAAUCCUAAAGUUUGUGUAGUUUUUGUUCUUUAGAUAUUACAUACAUAUAAAAUAUUUAUAUUAUCCUUUCUGCCCUCCACUCCAAAUGUGCUAGUUUUCACUUAGGUUUGUGCUUUUACAGUACAUCUGCCAAUCACCUCCCAUAUACCCACCUUAUGCUAGCUAUGCAGGUGUGCUUUGUGACCUUUUUAACCAGGAAAAGUAUUGCACCAAUAAACCUAAAGGGAUUAUUUCAACUUUGUAUCUUCUCAUGACAGAUAUAUAUUUCCUCUUACUGAAUGAAAAUGUAGACUUAAAUAUAUAACUGUAAGACUAAUUUUCUGCUGUUUAAAUAAAUAUUGUCAUUCUAA
Pseudophryne corroboree (corroboree frog) is the source of this 2850-nucleotide messenger RNA. It is a transcript of the gene NDRG3, whose product is annotated as NDRG family member 3. Lineage: Eukaryota; Metazoa; Chordata; Amphibia; Anura; Myobatrachidae. The transcript is spliced from 17 exons. Gene Ontology annotation, biological process: signal transduction. The coding region runs from base 256 to 1419 and encodes 387 amino acids. Gene Ontology annotation, cellular component: cytoplasm. The record is from RefSeq and is a predicted model, not a curated record.